UUACCUAAUCUUUCAACAACUGCCUAAUCUUCAACAAAUCCCAAAACUUUCUUUAUUAAAAACCGAGAGAAAAAUCAAAAAUCAAGAACAAAAAAAAAUCUCACUCUGCGAUCAAAUGGCGAUCUCUGAAAUUUUCCUGUUCAUCAUCAUCAUCAUCAUCGUCCUCCCCAUGCUUCUCCUCUACGUAUGGAGAACCAAAACCCCGGCAAAAACCUCGCUCCCCACGAACUGGCCACUGGUCGGAAUGCUGCCGGCGAUUCUCCAGAACUGCCACCGUAUCCAGCCCUACUUCACCGAGAUCCUCACCGAAUCCGGCGGCACGUUUCAGCUCAAAUUCCCCAGAGUUUUCAACAUGGAUAUGCUCCUCACUUCCCACCCUGCAAACAUCCACCAUAUUUUCAGCAGAAACUUCUCCAACUAUCCCAAGGGCCCCGAAUUCCGAAAAGUAUUCGAAAUCCUGGGAGAUGGGAUUUUCAACGCCGAUUUUGAGUUAUGGGAGCUUCACCGGAGAACCACUCUCUCAUUCUUGAACCACUCAGAGUUCUACGGUUUGUUGGAGAGCUCCGUUUGGGAGAAGGUGGAAACCGGGCUUUUGCCGGUUCUCGAUGAUUUCUCCGAAAAUCGGGCAAGUUUCGAUUUCCAAGAUGUUUUCCAGAGGUUCGCUUUCGAUAGUAUUUGUCGGUUGGUGUUGGACCACGAUCCGCGGAGCUUGUGCCGGGACUUGCCGUAUGUUGCUUCGGAGAAGGCGUUUAACGGUACAACUCAAGCGCUGUUGUAUCGGCAUCUAUUGCCCGAGAGCAUUUGGAAGCUCCAACGAUGGCUUCGUGUCGGCGAGGAAAGGAAGCUUAGCCAGGCUUGGGAGGCGUUCGACGAAUUCAUUUACCCGAUUAUCGACUUCAACGAGAAAAACCCGAAAAGCGAUCACAACAACUUGUUAGCGUCUUUCCGAAAGGCGUACGAAGAAAAAAACGGUUCAUCGUCGUUGACUAGGGAUUUUUUAAGGGACACUGUUUUGAGUUUGAUGUUUGCAGGGAGGGACACCACAAGCACUUGUCUCACGUGGUUUUUCUGGCUAGUCGCUACGAACCCGAAAGCCGAAAUCGAGAUUCUUGAAGAAAUCGAGUCGAAAUUGAUGCGUCAAAAAGACGAGGGCGGCGAGAAAUGGAGAUUGUUCAAUGUCGAAGAUUCCCACAAGCUAGUUUACCUACAUGGAGCUUUGUGCGAAUCUUUGAGGUUGUUCCCUCCGGUGGCGUUGGAGCACAAAGCUCCAAUUCAACCCGAUAAUCUGCCUAGUGGCGAUUACGUAAAAUCAAAUGCGAAAGUGAUAGUUUGUUUCUAUUCGACCGGAAGAAUGGAGUCGGUGUGGGGAAAGGAUUGCUUGGAGUUCAAGCCGGAGAGAUGGAUUUCGGCUAGUGGAGGGAUAAAGCACGAGCCUUCUUACAAGUUCCCGGCUUUCAAUGCCGGGCCGAGAACUUGUUUGGGCAAACAAAUGGCUUUCGUUCAAAUGAAAAUGUUGGCCGCGACGAUCGUAUAUCAUUACAAGAUCGAGCUUGUGGAGGGGCAUGUCGUCGCUCCUCGCGACUCCGUCAUACUUCAUGCGAAAAAUGGAUUGAAGGUCACGUUGUCCAAACGAAAUGUCUGAUUAAUUUCGUCACCGAGAAAGUUCGGUUAGUGCCGAACAUAUGUUGUAAGAUAGCCAGCCGUAUGUGUGUUGAAUAAAGAGGGCGAGCUGGAGUACUGAAGGUGUUUGAAUUAGUUCAAAUACCAAGUUGAGUAUCUGUGUAUUUGUGUGCUUAUGAACGGUAAACAUCUACAGAGUUGUAUUUCACGUCGUGUAGCAUAGUAUAAGUGUCAGUAGUAACGUUUCGUACUAAUAAAAAUGUUAUUUUGAAUAC
Molecule: messenger RNA, 1895 nt
Organism: Erythranthe guttata (spotted monkey flower)
Lineage: Eukaryota; Viridiplantae; Streptophyta; Magnoliopsida; Lamiales; Phrymaceae
Product: alkane hydroxylase MAH1
Molecular function (GO): iron ion binding; oxidoreductase activity, acting on paired donors, with incorporation or reduction of molecular oxygen; heme binding
Source: RefSeq, a predicted model, not a curated record